UCCGGACGAGUUAUGACAAGCUGCUGAGCCACAAAAAUCCCUGCAAACAGAGAAUUUUUAACUGCAACAAUUUCCAAAGUGUACAUCUUUCCCAAAGUUCACCCUUCAACAAAACUUCCGAAAAUCCAAACCUCUGAUCACCCCAAUUAGGCCAAUUCACCAAUCACCGCCUCUCCCACCUCAAAAGAAAAGCACACACAAUCGCACGAGAUUCUUCUCUCUGGUUUAAGUCCCACAAAUCAGGGUCAAGCCGCAGACUUUCUCUCUCCCUUAUUUCCUCAGUCCACACACACACUAAGAGGUAGGGAGCAGGUAAAUAAGAAGGAUUAUUGAUUGAGAGGGAGUAAAGGCGAGUGCUUUCUCUCUCUUUUUAUCUGUCAAGAAGAGAGAAUUGAUGGAGCUGGUACCGUAUUCUGAUCCGAAAUCAGAAUCCAGUAGCUCCAGUUUACCAUGGCAAGAAAUGUUCCGAUCAGCUUCAAUCAGAAAACCUGACGCAUCACCUCAGAAUCACCAGGCUUCAGCGGAACCCCAGAUGCCCUCUGCUUCUACAAGCCAAGAAAAUCCCAACAAUUUUCCCUCUGGGGACCCUCAGGUACGCCUAGCUCUGUACAUAGCAAUGGCUCAUGCUGGCCUGGCCUUGACCAUUUUCAUUCUUUACGCUGUCUGCAAAUUGCUUGAAGAAUAUCUGAGACCUAUACUUUGGGCUGUACUUUGUUCAAUUCCCUUGAGGAGAAUUCAGCAGACCCUUGUUGGGUUCUGGUCUGAACCUCUGAAAUUAGGCCUUACUGAAACCAUCUUGGCUGUCCCUGUAGCCAUUUUCAGGAUCUUUGUUGGAACCCUGGUUGAGAUGAAAGAUAUGAUUUUGAGAACUGUUCUCAGGAAGAAGAAAGCUGAUGUUGUUAGGACUCACAGAAGUGGCUUUUAUAAAUUAUUGAGGUUGCUUGUCUCCUUUGGGGUGUUUGUGAUGGCUUACGAGCAACUUGGGGGCGUUGGAUCCAUGGCUUUGCUUGCAAUGGGCUUUAUGUUUUCAUCUACUGGUGUGGAGUCAACUAUGGAUGCUGUGACAUCCUUGAGGACUCAUAGCUUUCGUCGAAGUCCAGUCACUGCAUUUUUCACUAGAGGGAUACUGAAGAGAUUGAAAACCAUUGUGGCAAUUGCAUUAAUUGUUGGAAUCGGUGUAGGGACUUUGGCCGGCGUAAUUUUCUUUUCUUAUAAAAUUGGAGUUGAGGGGAAAGAUGCAGUUAUUGCGCUGAAAUGCCAUGUAGAGGAGAGCAAUUAUACUGAGAGAAUUGGUGUUAGGAAAUGGAUGGAUGAAAAUGAUGUGCCCGGGAUGGUGGAUAGGUAUACUACCACGUUCUAUGAAACUGUGUCUGACCAGAUUGAUGGUUUGGCAAUGCAGUAUAAUAUGACUCAGUUUGUAACAGAGAUGAAGCAGUUUCUGAUAAACCAACGAGUGAACUCUCACUCCACGGCCCUGAGUAGCCCUUCUCCUUUUGCUGAGAAAAUCUUGAGCCUGAAAAGGAGGGUCAAGGAUCGUGAAUGGGGCCUAAUAUACACAGAGUUGGAUGCACUUUUCAGGGAAGUGCUGAUUAGUAGAGAGGAUAUUGUUGAGAAGGCAAAAGCAUUCGCUCUUCAAGGAGUGGAUGUGAUGCAACGAAUUCUUAUUAGUGGAAAAUCUGUUCUGGGGGUCAGUGCAAAUAUCAUGUUCUUGAUUGGAAAUUCCAUUGUUUCUGGAGCUGCAGGUCUUUUAUAUUUUAUAUCUCAGUCCAUGGUUUUCCUCUGGGUCUUGUAUUACCUCAUCACAUCAGAGUCUGGUGGCGUAACAGAACAAGUAAUGUGUAUGGUUCCCAUUUCACAUUCAGCAAGGACUCGAUGUAUAGAGGUUCUUGAUAAAGCUAUUUCUGGGGUCCUGUUGGCAACUGCUGAAAUUGCUUUCUUCCAAGGAUGCCUGACUUGGCUUUUGUUCAGAUUCUCCUCUAUACAUUUCUUGUAUAUGUCAACCAUACUUGCUUUUAUCAGCCCCUUGUUCCCAAUCUUCCCAUCAUGGCUUGCAACAAUUCCUGCGGCUCUACAGUUGGUGCUAGAAGGCAGAUACAUAAUAGCUAUCGGUUUCUCCAUUAUUCAUCUCUUUCUUAUGGAUUAUGGUACGUCUGAAAUUCAAGAGGAUAUCCCAGGUCACAAUGCAUAUCUUACUGGUCUUAGCAUAAUCGGUGGGAUGACAUUGUUUCCAUCUGCAAUAGAGGGAGCCAUCAUGGGGCCGCUGAUAACUACUGUUGUUAUUGGUAUUAAAGAUUUGUAUGUGGAGUUCGUCUUCGACGAACCAAAGGAGGGUGACGAAUAGGAGGAGACUUCCAAGGCUUUCUUCAGCAUAUCUGUUUGCUGCUUUGAACCGGCGAGUAUUUCCUUGUCCAUUGUGCCAUUAUGCGACCCAACCGAGACAGCAGGUGAAUUGAUAGCAAAAUUUUUCAUUUUGCCUGGGGACUUUAGUCAAUGGGCGUGUAAAAUUGUAGUCGUCAAUGUGCAUUGCCUGCCCUUUUUCUGAGGCAGAUCGUACAUACUGUGUGUGUUUUCGGAAGGAGAGUUGAUUUUUGGCAAUGGAGGCUUGAUUUACACUUGCUCUCA
Coffea eugenioides is the source of this 2622-nucleotide messenger RNA. RefSeq lists its product as uncharacterized. The record is from RefSeq and is a predicted model, not a curated record. The coding region runs from base 395 to 2341 and encodes 648 amino acids. Lineage: Eukaryota; Viridiplantae; Streptophyta; Magnoliopsida; Gentianales; Rubiaceae. The transcript is spliced from 2 exons.